CAAUAUGCUGCUGGGAACUGCAUUGGUAUUACUGCUGAGCCUUUCCGGUACAAUUUCCGGGGGCAGACACCGCAGGAAGGAUCUCGUGCGUCUGAGAAGGAGCAUUAUCAAUGAGAAGUGUCCGUACCCGUGCACUUGCCCGACAAAGGAAGUCUGCGAGGAGUGCGAGGAAUGUCCUAGACAGCUGGAUGAGCCGUGCAGCGACGAUCGACCUUGCGACCGCUUCAAGGGCCUCGUUUGCGCCUUCCUGCACGACGGGGACACCGAGGGCGUUUGCAGAGCUGAUACCAGCGGAGUCCCCUGCGUGGUGUACAACAAAACUUACCGUCACGGUGAGACCUUCUCCCCAGACUGCCGUACACAAUGUGCAUGUCAGAACGGCACGUACGGAUGUUCCUCGCUGUGUCCUCAGGAGCACAUCUCGCCCGAGGGAUCCUGCCGGCAUCCGAGGCUCGUCGAGCUGCCAGGACAAUGCUGCAGGGAGUGGAUGUGCGACAGCCAAGCCGUUGAAGAGCCUCCUUCGUGCGAGCCUACGUUCACGAAAUGGUCGGAAUGCAGCAGCAAUUGCGGUUCCGGUAUUUCCACCAGAAGAUCCAAUCUGAACGGAAGAUGCGAAUCUGCAGUGGAGGCUCGCAUCUGCCAGACCAGGCGUUGUGAUGCUAAUGAGGUCUUCACGCAUCGCAGUCACCAUCACCACUUGAGA
Molecule: messenger RNA, 703 nt
Organism: Nicrophorus vespilloides
Lineage: Eukaryota; Metazoa; Arthropoda; Insecta; Coleoptera; Silphidae
Product: protein CYR61-like
Exons: 5
Biological process (GO): cell adhesion; signal transduction
Cellular component (GO): extracellular matrix; extracellular region
Molecular function (GO): integrin binding; heparin binding
Source: RefSeq, a predicted model, not a curated record